Messenger RNA from Porites evermanni, 4851 nucleotides. The record is from the annotation of a GenBank genome assembly. Lineage: Eukaryota; Metazoa; Cnidaria; Anthozoa; Scleractinia; Poritidae.
UGCACUGAUAAACAGAAAGACAAAAGUCCUGGGUGUAAUUCUUGGCAAUCACAAGGAUUCUGCGAGAGCAGUAGCAUCUACCAUCAGUUUAUGAUGGACAACUGUUACGCUUCAUGCGGACUUUGUACAAGUAAGUGACACACCUUAAGGUCAUCGGAUCGUGGGCUCAGGCCUGAACAUUAACUUUUAACCAUAGAGCGUUUUCACUCACGUGGCCAGCAUCUAUGCAAAUGUAUUGGAACAAAAGAAAUUGUCUGCAUAAGAGAAAGAUCAAACUCCCACAGGAUUUGUUUGGUACACCAACGUGGCCGCCGUUUCAUUGUUUUGGAACACCAAUGUGACGUGGCCUCCUUGACGUCAUGUGAAAACGCUCUGUAGAAUGCUAGCCAUUAUCUUUCUUUGAUCCGGAUUCUGACGCUAUCAUGAAAAGCGCUCUAAAACCGAAGGAAAUUUUCAGACGAAAAAAAUGCUAACCAGGUUGAUCGAUCACUGCCCUCGGUGAGGUAUUAUGCAAUCAAUCAAUUCGCAUAAUCGUUUUACAAAAUGAUACAUUAUUAGUAUCGAAUUCGGAUCGAACCCUUAACACUAACAAAAUCUGUUCGUAUGACCUAGUUUGAUGCUACUAGUAAGAAGAAUGUCAGUUAGUGAAUUCUUAAAGAUGAUCUUUUCUUUUUGAUUAGAUGAUAAUCAUAACUAUAACAAAAUUCUCAGAUCUGAUUGGCUAUCAGCUGUUCGGAUUUCAGCACUAGGACAGUGUAAUAAGACAGUACGCGUCAUGCCAGUGAGUAACUGCAAUCGCACGCACACUGAUGGCAAAAAUAAUCAAAUUAUCUUGUGUUUUAAUUUUCAAAAGCUUAAAGCAUCACAAAUUUUGUUAAAGUUAUGAUUAAGUGGUAACAGAACUUCGUUUUAAAGACAUGAAAUUGGACUCCAUUCAGCUCCAUUACCAUUAUUUGUCCACAUUACAGGUGUGACACCGUUGCGUAAACACGAUGGCGGACGGGGGUAAUCCGUUGCCCUAUUAUCGUCGUAGCGGUCACGACAGGAUCGCAUUCAUUGUUAAGUUUUUAUCAGAUUAUUCAUCAUACGUUAUACUUUGUUUUACUUAAUUCCUUAGUGCCACCAACACCACCUCCACAAGGUAGGUUUCCUUACCGCUAAUUUAAAUCAUUUCAGUUUUAUCACACCGUUUAUACUACUACAUGAGAAAUUUCUGCAAUUUGAUUGGUUUAGAGCAGUGGUAUUUCAGCUUCAUUUGAAAUACCUACAUGUGAAAAUUACAAAACCUUUGCGGGUAGUAGUAUAAACAAAUAAUACUAUGAUUUGUACGUGAUAUUUGGCAUAAAUACCACUCAUGACUUACUCAUUACGUAAAACAAUUUCCAAAUAUCACUCGUUGUAUUUAUGCCAAAUACCACUACAAAUCAUGCUUUUACCUAUACAAAUCCCCUAUUAAGCCCCCCGGGUGGCUUAUUUAUUUCAAACACAUUUGACGGAAGGGGGCUUAAUAGAGACCGGGGGCUAAUUAAUUUAGCAAAGACGAUGGUAUUUAGUUCUCCAUAAAGAACCAGAAUGCCAAAUGGAAAAAUGCAAGUACAAGAAGUUGGAGGUUAUGCAGCUGAGGAUCAAAUACAAAUCCGACCUUCCAACACGUGAACAAACAAUCCCGGAUCAGUCCAAAUGAAGUUUUACAGUCGUGAUUGACCGAUAGAGCCUAUCAAUAUUUAUUAGUUAGCGUUAAAAGGGCGAGGGGAGGGUGGGGGGGCGGGGGGGAACUUAAAAGAGAGUGAGGCUUAUUAACUUUCUUUCCUUGAAAAGGGGGACUUUUUAGCCGGAUCUGAAGGGGGCCCUUUUUUGAGAGGGGAUGGGCUUAAUAGAGGAUUCUCUUGAUUUAUCUAAAUAUUUGCUUUGAAAUUUCUGUCUUCCUUGCACUCAAAGUUUAUUAAUUAAAGAAGAGGGCCAUAAGGUGGUCAUUUGUAAAGUGCCCUUAAUACAUAUUAGCAAGAGAGGAUAAAGGGAACAGAGAAGGCAUCCCCCAUACACACCCUAUUCCAUAGGUAAUUCGUCUCGAGUUAUUUUUAGAAUCGGGAUAAAGUUACCUCGCGCGCUGCGUGGAUGUUUCGUGGAGGUUUCGCACGACUAAAUGGCGUGCAAAACAUGUCGGGCGAAAGGCAACGAGAGCGUAAAGACAUCGAGAGCAUUUCUGAAUAUUGAAGCGAAAUGUGUCGGCGCUCACCUGCUGGGAAANUCUUGAUUUAUCUAAAUAUUUGCUUUGAAAUUUCUGUCUUCCUUGCACUCAAAGUUUAUUAAUUAAAGAAGAGGGCCAUAAAGUGGUCAUUUGUAAAGUGCCCUUAAUACAUAUUAGCAAGAGAGGAUAAAGGGAACAGAGAAGGCAUCCCCCAUACACACGCUAUUCCCUAGGUAAUUCGUCUCGAGUUAUUUUUAGAAUCGGGAUAAAGUUACCUCGCGCGCUGCGUGGAUGUUUCGUGGAGGUUUCGCACGACUAAAUAGCGUGCAAAACAUGUCGGGCGAAAGGCAACGAGAGCGUAAAGACAUCGAGAGCAUUUCUGAAUAUUGAAGCGAAAUGUGUCGGCGCUCACCUGCUGGGAAAGGGAAUCGCUGGACUCUUUGAUAACCCGUGAAAUCAGUUUAACUCGAAGUUGUCGUAACCUCAGUGCUUUAAUAAAAAGAAAUUUCGCCGGUCUAUUGAAACCGGUCGUUUGUACAAUAAAGCAAGUAGGACGGCAAGUGUUAUUUUUUUGAAUAAUAAAAGACCAAUAAAAGAAUAAAAAUCAAACCAGAAAUUGCUCUCUUCAAACUAUAAAUUAUAAAUGAUCUUGAGAGAAUAUUCAGUGAGUUAAGGAUUUCCCUGUUGUACUGUUAGCUCUAUACAAGAGAGGAAGGACGAUUCUUUUUUAAUUUCCAUUUCGCUGACACCGCCUUAGCAGAAAUAUCUCUUUAGUCGUUUUCGUGGACAAAACGAAUAGCAAUAUCGCUCUCCGAGUCUUCCGCCAUUUUUUCUGCAUCAAUUCGUGAAGGACGCGUGGCUCUGAGCGUGGGUCAUCCACGCGGAACACAUUCGCGCUAUGUGAUUGGCUGUUGUCUAACCCCCCUUGGGAUCUGUGUGUCUUAAAAAUAACUCGAGAAGAAUUACCUAUGGCAUAGGGUGUGUAUGGGGGAUGCCUUCUCUGUCCCCUUUAUCCUCUCUUGAUAUUAGUCAUUUCCUUGAUUCGUCAGGUGAGAGAUGGGGGAGCUGUGCUGAUUCACUUCUAUGUUACCAUUUGAAACUCAUUAAUUUCUUUGAUAGAUCGAUCUCUGAAAAGUUCCCAAUCUAUUUUCCACAUAUAAUACUUGAGCUUGAAUGUAGGUAGUGCGUAGCUGUUUGUAUCACAAUCAUAAUCACAAACAUAAUCAAAAUCAUUCUCAUUCUCAUUAUUUACUUAUUUACUUCAGUUGACGCAACUGAUUGCCUGAAAGCCCAUAAUAAUAGACGCGCCCUUCAUGGAACGCCAGCGCUGGUCUGGAAUAAUUCACUAACUCAGCAUGCACAGGAGUGGGCUGAGUAUUUACUUAGCAACGGGUCUCUUGUGCACGCAAGUGGAAUUGAUGAAGGGGAAAACCUGGCUUGGGGAUAUGGCCCAACGUUCCGAACAUGUGUGCAAGCAAUGGAAGGAUGGUUAAUAUACUUAAUUUUUGUGUGUUAUCGUUAUCGUUUUUGUUUUUUGUUUUUUUGCUGCUUUAUGAAAUAUGUUUGAAGGGAGCGCAUUUCAAUAAUUUUUAAUAAUAGUAAUAAUAAUAAGAUGGUCUGUCUUAUAUAAUAACUAAGGAGGAAAUUUCUAUGUGUGCGGGCGAUCAUGAAAUCUUUGCCCGGGCUCGUCUAUAGUAUCGUUGAGGGCAAACUGCUGAGUGAAGUAAUAAGAUCACUAGAUGGUACAAGACCUGCUACAAGUGAAUGUUGAGAAAUAUCAAUCCAAGUUACUGGGCUCUAGGACUGAGGCAAAUAUUAUAAACCUACAUAUAGAUGGAGUUAACAUAGAACAAUUGAAAUCUUUCAAAUUGUUCGGUGUACACCUGGACUCUGAACUUAAUUUUAGUGAGCAUAUCAGUUCUGUUUGCAUAAAGGCUAGCCACCAGAUAGGAGUUUUGAGACGUCUAAAGAAGGUUAUACUCACUCAUGCUAAAUUACAACUAUAGAAAGCUGCCAUAUUGCGUCACUUGACUUGCAGCACUAUUUGGCAUUUAUGCAGAGCCUGAGACAAACGUAAAAUAGAAAGAGUACAGGAGAGAGCCCUAAGAGUAGUGUUCAACAAUAAUUCAGUCUCCCACGACGAACUGCUGAAGCUAGACUACAAGUAGUCCCCAAUUUUCCCUCAGGGAUAGUAGAGCGAGCGAAACGCGAGCGCGCGAGAAAAUCACUCCACGCCGCCGCGUGUCGACUUUUCUCGCGUGGUCAUCAGUAGCUGGUUAUGGUGAGUUAUGCGUGUGCUGUUAGCCAAUCAGAAUCAGGGAAAUAUUUUGAAUGAAUAAUAAUAAUAUUGUAUUGACCGUCUACAACAAGCGAUACAUUAAUAACUGUGUCAUGGAAGUACUUACAUGUAAAGCUAACAAAAAAGAAGAGUUUGAAGAGUUUGUUUGAAGUUUCUAGACUACACCAGGAAACUAAUCAAGCUCUUUAUGAAAAAUGAACAAAAAUUUGGGAUGCCUUUCUUUCUUUAAUUAACCCCUGUUCUGUUUUUGUAACGAAGGUAUGACGAAGAAGAGCCGCAGUAUGAUUAUGACAACCCAGGCUUUUCUAAGGCAACGGGACACUUUACACAGGUACUGUGCUUGUUUGAAACCUCAAAUCGGUAA